Molecule: messenger RNA, 711 nt
Organism: Solanum tuberosum (potato)
Lineage: Eukaryota; Viridiplantae; Streptophyta; Magnoliopsida; Solanales; Solanaceae
Product: acid phosphatase 1-like
Exons: 3
Coding region: 136-693 (185 amino acids)
Source: RefSeq, a predicted model, not a curated record
CAUUGCCCUCCAAUUAAUGUUGGUUAUCCCGUCCCACAACUUGACUGUCUUAGCUGGCGCCUCGCCGUGGAGACGAACAACCUCCAAAACUGGAAAUUGGUGCCUAAAGAGUGUGAAAACUAUGUAGGUCACUACAUGUUAGGCAAAUUACAAUAUCGACGUGACUGUGAGUAUGUUGCCAAGCAGGCUAUUGAAUAUGCCAAAGGCCUCAAACUAAAUAGAGAUGGAAAGGACGUUUGGGUCUUUGAUGUUGAUGACACUACUCUCUCAAAUCUUCCUUACUAUGCUCGAUCUGAUGUUCGUUUUGGGACUAUAGCGUUGAACGAUACAAAGUUUAUUGAGUGGCUUGCUGAGGGAAAAUUGCCCGUCAUUCCUUCGAUACUGGGUGUAUACAAGACCUUGUUAUCUCUUGGGAUCAAGCCCGUUAUAAUUACAGGGGCUCCAGAGAAUUUUAGACAAUCAAGGAUUGCUAAUCUCAAGAAAGCUGGUUAUAGUAACUGGCUAAAGCUCGUACUAAGGGGUGGAAAUAAUUCAAAAUCAGCAGUAGAGUAUAAAUCGAGCAAGAGAAUGGAGUUGGUAAAAGCUGGAUAUAGAAUUGUUGGUAAUAUUGGAGAUCAAUGGACUGAUUUAAUCGGAGAAAUCGUUGGAGCUCGUACUUUCAAAGUCCCUAACCCUAUGUACUACGUUGGUUAAUACUAAGAAAUUUUAAUU